UACUGUUUACGUGCCAUUUAUAAAUAAACAAGAAAUCGGAGAGGACUUGCACACGUAUUAUGUGUGAUAAAAUGGAUUUGGAGAACGAGAGAGUACUAAAAUUGAUAUUUCCCGAUGGCGUUCCAGAGAAUUUACGGGGCAACCCGGAAUUGGACAACUACUUGAGUCAACUUGGCACUUACAAGAUUGAGCAGUUAAAGAAGGAGCAAACUCGUCUUGCUGAGGAGACCAAGAGUAUAUUGGAAAAAACCCAGGAUUUGGCCAUUUCAAACUACAAAACCUUCAUAACAACGGCGGAAAAUUCCCGUUCAAUUUUUAAUGAAUUCCAAAAGACAGAGGAGCAAGUGGGCACUCUGAUUGACAAGUUGCCCGCUUUCAGUGGCAAGUGCGAACAGUUCCUCCUAGAUUCGGCGGAUUUGAAUGAAGAGCGACGUUUAAAUUCCAUAACAUUACAAAAGAAUUCCCAAUUGCUGGAAAUUUUGGAAUUGCCACAAUUAAUGGAGCGAUGCAUAAGGGAGGGCCGCUACGAGGAGGCCUUGGAGCUGGCAAGCUAUGUGCAGAAAUUGGGCCAACAUCAAGGACACAUCAAUGUGGUGAAGGGUAUUGUCAGAUCCGUAGAGGCUUUGUGGCACACCAUGCUGGUCCAAUUGGUGGCGCAACUACGUUUGGACCUGCAACUACCCAAGUGUUUGCAGAUUGUGGGUUACCUGCGUCGCAUGCAGGCGUUCGGAGACAAUGAACUGAAGCUGAAAUUCUUGCAAGCUCGAGACUCCUGGCUUACCGCUUGCCUAGAGGCAAUACCUUUAAAAGACGCGCAACAACAUUUAACUAAGACCAUUGAAUUGACUCGCAUCAAUCUGUUUAAUAUUAUCACACAGUAUCGUGCUAUUUUUCCGCAGGAAGAAGAGCAGGAGGACACUAGAUCUUCAGCCAACUACAAGCCGCUGUACGGUGUUUCCUGCAAUGGGGAUCGCCUUUUUCAAGCUUGGCUUCACCAAAAAAUUAAUGCUUUUCUGUACACUCUCGAAUCGGAUCUGCAACGCUGCGUUAGCUCCAUCGAAACAGUUUUGGGGCAAUGCAUGUACUUUGGCCUUUCGUUUAGUCGUGUUGGAGCCGAUUUUCGUGGUUUAAUAGCGCCUAUUUUUGUACGUGUCAUCCAAAAGAAUUUCCAGUCAAACAUAGCCCAGGUCAAUGAACAAUUCAACCGGGAAUUGGAGAAGUACACGCUUAUUAACAAGGUCACUUUACUACACACGCGCAAACAAAUGGAUCCAACUGCCGCUUUAACUGAAUCGUUUGCUCCUCCUGAAACUCUAUUAGAUUUCUUUCCUCUUGCCGCUCUCUGUAAUGGAUAUCUGAAUGCCCUAAAUGAACUGCGCCUAUGUGCUCCGCAAGCACUAGCUCCCGAUGUUACCAAAAGUCUGCAAGAAUCCCUGGAAAUGGUGGCUCAACGUGUCCUGGCAUUCUAUCGUCAAGAGCAGCAGGCAUUUACCGGCAAUGAGCGUGAGACUUUCGUUAAGCUUUGCUCUUGCCUGGCCUAUGACCUUGUUCCUUACGUACAGCGUUGUAUUCACGGUGUAUUUCCUCCACAAACGUUAACAGUUCAUCUGGGUAUAAGUCUUUUGCAAUUGGAACAUCAGCAACUUACCUAUUUGCAACAGGCUGACAUAUUGAAGCCUCUUAAGCAUUUACUACCCAACAAGGUGAUAGUGCAAUCCACAUCAUCUGCUACAGAAGCGACUGUAGCUGUUCCCAUUGCAACAGAAGGAUGAGACCUUACCUUAUAUACAUUUGUAUUUAUUCCAAAUAGAAUUUUUCAAUUAAAUUGAACAAUUGUAUUAAAUGCUAGUUUAAUAAAAACAUAUAUUUUGUGCAUUAAA
Messenger RNA from Drosophila willistoni, 1880 nucleotides. It is a transcript of the gene Cog8, whose product is annotated as conserved oligomeric Golgi complex subunit 8. The coding region runs from base 60 to 1772 and encodes 570 amino acids. Lineage: Eukaryota; Metazoa; Arthropoda; Insecta; Diptera; Drosophilidae. Gene Ontology annotation, biological process: intra-Golgi vesicle-mediated transport. The transcript is spliced from 2 exons. Gene Ontology annotation, cellular component: COG complex. The record is from RefSeq and is a predicted model, not a curated record.